Molecule: messenger RNA, 1839 nt
Organism: Osmerus eperlanus (European smelt)
Lineage: Eukaryota; Metazoa; Chordata; Actinopteri; Osmeriformes; Osmeridae
Gene: gpr3
Product: G protein-coupled receptor 3
Exons: 2
Coding region: 287-1276 (329 amino acids)
Biological process (GO): regulation of metabolic process; adenylate cyclase-activating G protein-coupled receptor signaling pathway
Cellular component (GO): plasma membrane; cytoplasm
Molecular function (GO): G protein-coupled receptor activity
Source: RefSeq, a predicted model, not a curated record
UCUCUAGUCACUGACGUCAGCUAGAGUCUAGUGAAUGCACCCGAGCGCUGAAGAUCCAGUCUCCAUUCUUGCACGAUAGGCAUCGACGGUGAGGAGUCGCAGCCAGACAACAGGGACUGAUAUCUAAUGGGGACAGUGAAACAAGACUGUUUGAGAUACUGGGACUCUUGUCAAGACUUCAGAAACAGCCGAACACCAGAUUUACUUGUUUCUAUCUGUGGAUAGUGCCUCAACGGAACUGAUACAUUGGAUUCCAAGUGUACAUUGAGAUUCCUGUGAAAGUCCAAUGAUGAUCCUGAAUGCCUCUGAAGUGGAGUGGGAGGAGUUCUCCGGCGCGUCCCCUCUCCAUUUUCUGGACCAAUCAGAUCCACCAUUGACCCCUGAAGCCCCUCCUCUCAGCGUUUGGGGCGUGGCCUUGUGUGUUUCCGGAACUGUCAUCGCUGCUGAGAAUGCCGUGGUCGUGACAAUCAUUUUAGCCAAUCCCUCUCUACGAGCUCCCGUCUUCCUGCUGCUUGCCAGUCUCGGAUUGGCUGAUCUCCUGGCAGGUGUGGCCUUAAUCCUACACUUCCUCUUCCUCUUCUGCGUGGAGCCUAGUGAUUGGUCAGAAUUGCUGAUCUCAGGACUGCUGGUGACAUCAUUGACCGCCUCCCUGUGCAGUCUGAUGGGCGUGGCACUGGACCGAUACCUGUCUCUAAGCUACGCCCUCACCUAUGGCUCUGGCCAAUCACGGCGCUGUGCUGCCGUCUUGCUGGGUCUAGUUUGGGUGGGGGCAUGUAUCAUAGGGGCGGGGCCAGCCCUAGGGUGGCAUUGCCUUGAUGACGUCACUUCCUGCUCCAUUGCCCGACCCCUAACCCGGACAUACUUAUCUCUGCUGUGUGGAGGUUUCCUGGUGGUCGUCGUGGUAACCUUACACCUAUACGCCGGGAUCUGCCGCGUCGCUAGGAGACACGCCCACGCCAUCGCGACCCAGCGGCACUUCCUGCCCCAGCACCAAUCAUACGCAAGCAAACACAGCGGUGGGCGGGGCUUCUCCAGGCUGGCCGUGAUUCUGGGCGUGUUCGUCGGGUGUUGGAUGCCCUUUUCCCUCUACGGGUUGCUAGGCGACGCGUCCAGCCCCCCCCUCUACACAUACGCCACCCUGGUGCCGGCGGCUGGAAGCUCCCUGCUGAACCCGCUGCUGUACAGCCUGAGGAACAGAGACAUUCGCAAGGUGCUUGUCCACUCCUGCUGCCCUCACAGACCCUCCCAGCAGGCGUAUCAGCCCACGGACGUAUAAGGAGCUGGGCAAGUCUUUCGACAAAGCACCAGGACUAUACCACCAGACAUUGUAGUAUGCACAACCAUAGACACGAUCACACGCCACUUGCACACAUGUCCAUCAGAUGAAAUCUCAUCUGAGCUUCAAAAGCAAUCAGAAAGUUUUGAUAUGUCCUGCCGGCCGGCGGACAUCUUGAAACGGUUGACCGUCAUUCACAGGGGUCCAAUACACUGUUUCAUCAUCUCGUGCCUCAUUCUCAAUCAACUGGAACUCAGACAUAGAGAUCCUAUAUAUCUACAUCCAAAUAUCUAUGGAUUAAAUUAACUGCACUUUAUCGUGAUGAUGAUGGAGGGAGGUUAUGCAGAGAGGAGCUCAAACACUGAUACUUUAAUGUUUUCUUGUGUCGUUACUGUGUCAGAGCCAAAUGCCAAUUGAAAAUACUUGAAUUCUUCUAAAAACACAGUGUUUGUUUAUUCGCAUCGAAAGGCACUUUGAUUGUGAGUUCUUGUUGCACAAUGUUGUUUUUUUUAUUUAUAAAUGAAUUCAUGUUUUGUAAUGACAAUUAAAAAAAAACAUUUUGU